GAGCUGAAUAACAAAACCCCAAUCCCAAAGAGCCAAGAGGUGUUACGUGAGGUUGAAGAAGUGGCGAUGGCGAUGGCGUGGAGGCAAAUUCUGUUCAUCAACAAAAAUACAAUGUCUACACCCUACUCAACCCCUUCUUUCGCUAGAUUCUUCUCCAAAUCGAUUCCUUAUGAGGUGAAAGUUGGAAUACCAGAAUUUUUGAAUGGAAUAGGCAAAGGAGUUGAAACCCAUGUCGCCAAGCUUGAAUCUGAGAUUGGUGACUUCCACAAACUCCUUGUUACUCGCACUCUUAAGCUCAAGAAGCUUGGAGUCCCUUGCAAACAUAGGAAGCUGAUACUGAAAUAUACUCACAAGUAUCAACUGGGACUGUGGAGGCCUCGAGCACAGCUUGUGAAGUCAUAAUUGAUGUGGAGGUUCUUCACCAUUGAUGACCAUUUCUUGGACAGCAAUAUCUCGGCCUGGAGAAGUGAAACAUUAGCCCUGUUGACUAGGAUUUAAGCUCAACUGAACUAUCCAAGUGCAAGUUAUUAACUUUUGGUUCUUCUUUUGGCAGAAAAUUCUGUGGAGACCGGCUUUAAUUAUCAAUGCAAAUCUUCUUUAUUAAAAAUAUGACUUGUUUUAGAAGAUAUUUUGCUGCAGUAGCUAGGCAUUGAUUAGAAGAUAAUGAUAUUUGAUAAAAUAGACCUCAGUGGCUCAAUGCAGACAAUAAUGAAAGACAAAUUGGAAUUCGACUCGGCAAUCAAUUAUACACAUUAAUUCUUGAUUGCUUACCUUAUAAUAAACAAAAAGUUUUUUUUUGGUGUUUGAAAAGUAA
Messenger RNA from Humulus lupulus (European hop), 814 nucleotides. RefSeq lists its product as uncharacterized. The record is from RefSeq and is a predicted model, not a curated record. NCBI's taxonomy places the organism in Eukaryota, Viridiplantae, Streptophyta, Magnoliopsida, Rosales, Cannabaceae. The coding region runs from base 67 to 402 and encodes 111 amino acids. The transcript has 4 exons.